CCGGCGGGAAGCAGGCAUCAGAGAUCAGAGGGAUCGAAGUGCUAUGAGCGGAGAAUCUUCAUCUUCUCGCAGCACAAUAAACGCACGCGGCUCUUAAUUCCACGCGCGCGUGACUGCAGCUCGCAGCGCCUAUGCCUCUCUCUCAGUAGCCACCGUGCAGGCAGCUGCAUGUUAAGCCACUAUCUCGACGGCCCUCUUUUCAUCUACUGAUUGAAUUAUUUUAUUUUGAACAGCAUCGUUUAGACGCUUAGGCUACUGCCACUAUCAACCAAUUUGCUGGCCACCUCCGCGUGUCAUAACUAUGGGGAGACCGUUCAACGCGCACGCCCACGGGCUCCAGGCAGCCAAGACGAUGCUCACGAUGGUGAUGCUGCUGCUGAUGGUGCCGACAUCACUGCGGGCGCACAACCGCGACCGCGGCGGCGACUCGCGCCUCGUGCGCGUGCUCGUCCUCCUGCCCACCGACCGGGCUCGACUCUUCUCGCAGGCGCGCGUGCGUCCCGCCAUCGAGUACGCGCGCGAGAGCGUGACCGGCAACGCGACCCUGCUGCCGGCUCACCGCUUCUCCAUUCACUUCGCAGACUCGGGCUGCGGCAACGAAGCCCUCUUCUCAGCCGUGGACUUUUACACCGAGCACGGAGCCCCGCACCUCAUCCUUGGUCCGGCGUGCGAGUACGCGGCCGCGCCCGUCGCUCGCCUGGCCGUUCACUGGGGGGUCCCCAUGGUGUCUGCUGGAGCCCUGGCCAGCGGUUUCUCCAGCAAAGGCCAGGCGUCUUCUGAGACCUCGUCUUCAUCAUCAUCAUCAUCAUCUCCCGGGUCAUAUUCCAAAGAUGAAUAUGAGACUCUGACGCGGGUGGCCCCGGCGUACACCCAGCUCGGUGCGCUCUUCCUGGCCAUGUUCCGUCGCUUCAGCUGGAGCGGAGCCUCUCUCAUCUACAACGACGACAAGAAGGAGCGAGAUUGCUUCUUCACCGUGGAGGGGAUCCACCAGACGUUCGCGACGCAGCACCACGGAUUCGAGCUGCAGCCCGUCGCCUUCGACAGUGAGGAGCAGGACCUGGACUUUGGCGAGAUGCUGGAGGGCGUCGUCAUCAGUGGCCAUGCAGUCGUGAUCAUUUGCGCCGGAGCCGACUCGGUGCGCGAGAUCCUUCUGGAGGCGCACAGGAAGGGCAUGACCGGUGGGGACCACGUGUUCUUCAACAUCGAGCUCUUCAACAGCACCCAGUACGGUGACGGCCGGUGGCGGCGCGGUGACGGCCUGGACGGGGAGGCGCGCGCCGCGUUCCGCGCGCUGCGCACAGUCACCCUGCUCCGCACCCAGCGGGCCGAGUUCGACUCCUUCUCCGUGGAGAUGAAGCGCCGCUCCCGCGAGACCUUCAACUUCAGCUACGACGACAACGUGAACAUGUUCGUGGAGGGCUUCCACGACGGCGUCGUUCUCUAUUCGCUCGCUCUGCACGAGGUCUUGGAGGCUGGCGGCUCCAUCAGCUCGGGCCGGGACAUCGUGACGAAGAUGUGGAAUCGCACCUUCCAAGGCAUUGCAGGACCAGUGACCAUAGAUCAGAAUGGAGACCGUGUCGGAGACUUCUCGGUGUUAGCGAUGGAUGAUGGAGAAGAUGGGAGGCAAAUGGUGGUGGCAAACUACUAUGGGCGGACGGAGAGCUUCGAGGAGGUGGCAGGGGCACGCGUGUCUUGGCCACAAGAAGCCUUGGCGGUGGUGACCCCCCACGGCACGCAGCUGGCCCCCCACGAGUGCGUGUGCCACGCCUACGGACUCGGAGAUGCCAGCACCGUUGCGAUAAUCGUCGGCUUCCUGCUGGUCUGCGCGCUUCUCUUUGCCACUUUCGUCUUCAGGAGGCUGUACGAGGUGCGCGUGAAGAGGCGGACCUCUUCGCUGGGAGACGACACCGAGAAACACAGGCAGCUCCGACAGGACUCGGUCCGCUCGCACUUCACGGCCGCAUAGAACCCGCGUCCAGCACCAGCAGCAGCACCACCAGCAGCACCAGCAGAAGCAGAAGCACCAGCAGCACUAGCACCAGCAGCACUAGCAAGCAGCACCAGCAGCACCAGCAGCACCACCAGCAGCACCAGCACCACCAGCACCAGCAGCAGCAACACCAGGAGCACUAGCAGCACCAACACCAACAGCAGCAACACCAGCACCAGCAGCACCAGCAAGCAGCAGCACCACCAGCAGCACCAGCACCACCAGCACCAGCAGCAACACUAGCAAGCAGCACCAGCAGCACCAGCAGCACCACCAGCACCAGCAGCACCAGCAGCAGCACCAGCACCAGCAGCACCACCAGCAGCAGCAAUACCAGCAGCAAUACUAGCAAGCAGCACCAACAGCACCAUCAGCACCAGCGGCACCAACAGCACCAGCAGCACCAGCAGCAGCACCAGCAGCACCAGCAGCAGCACCAGCAGCACCAGCAGCAGCAACACAAGCAGCACUAGCAGCACCACCAACAGCACCAGCAGCACCAGCAGCACUAGCAGCACCAGCAGCACCAGCAGCACCAGCAGCAGCACCAGCAGCACCAGCAGCAGCACCAGCAGCACCAGCAGCAGCACCAGCAGCACCAGCAGCAGCAACACAAGCAGCACUAGCAGCACCACCAACAGCACCAGCAGCACUAGCAGCACCAGCACCACCAACAGCACCAGCAGCACCAGCAGCACUAGCAGCACCAGCAGCACCAGCAGCACCAGCAGCAGCACCAGCAGCACCAGCAGCAGCAACACAAGCAGCACUAGCAGCACCACCAACAGCACCAGCAGCACCAGCAGCACUAGCAGCACCAGCAGCACCAGCAGCACCAGCAGCAGCAGCAACACCAGCAGCACCAGCAGCACCAGCACCACCAGCAGCACCAGCAGCACCAGCAGCAGCAACAGCAGCAGCACCACCAGCAGCACCACCACCACAUGCAGUAGUGGUAUCAUAAUUAGCACCGCCACUACCACGAGUAGAGAGUAGCAGCAGCAGCACCGGCACCAGCACUAGCAGUACCACCAGCAGCAGUGUCAUCAUCAUUAUCAGCAGCAGCAGCACCGCCAGCAGCACCGCCAGCACUGGCGCCAGCAUUAGAAGCACCACUGGCACCAGCAGUACCAUCGUCAGCACGGGCAUCAUCACUACCAGCACCAACAGCAGCGCAAGCAAGCAGUGCCAGCAGCCACGGUACACAACACCGCAAGUACCACCAUGAACAUCGACAACAUCAUCAUCAUCAACACCAGCAGCAGCAGUACAAAGACCGCAACUAUCACCAUCAGCAACAGCAUCAGCAAUAUCAGCAACAUCAGCAGUAUCAGCAGUAUCGGCAGCACCAGCAACAUUCGCAGGAUUAACAUCGGCAACAUUAUAAAACACCACCACUUUCAUUAGUAGCACGGGCGAUAGCAACACUAGAAUCAGCACAAGCAGCAGCAUCAAUAAAAACAACAGAGCUGGAAGCAGCAUUAGCAUCAGUGCCACCAACAACUAGCACCACCACCACCACUAUCAUCGACAACACCAUCAUUAUCACUCGCAACAACACUACCACUAUAGCAAUUACCACCACCACCACCAUCAUCGACAACACCAUCAUUAUCACUAGCAACAACACUACCACUCUAGCAAUUACCACCACCACCAUCAUCGACAACACCAUCAUUAUCACUAGCAACAACACUACCACUAUACCAAUUACCACCACCACCAUCAUCGACAACACCAUCAUUAUCACUAGCAACAACACUACCACUAUAGCAAUUACCACCACCACCAUCAUUGACAACACCAUCAUUAUCACUAGCAACAACACUACCACUAUAGCAAUUACCAUCACCACCAUCAUUGACAACACCAUCAUUAUCACUAGCAACAACACUACCACUAUAGCAAUUACCACCACCACCAUCAUUGACAACACCAUCAUUAUCACUAGCAACAACACUACCACUAUAGCAAUUACCACCACCACCAUCAUUGACAACACCAUCAUUAUCACUAGCAACAACACUACCACUAUAGCAAUUACCACCACCACCAUCAUUGACAACACCAUCAUUAUCACUAGCAACAACACUACCACUAUACCAAUUACCACCACCACCAUCCUCGUCGUCGUCAUCAGAACCGUACGGAUCACAAUCACUUCUAGCAUCGUCGUACUAUCACCACGAACACCAUCGUAAGAAAACCACUACAGUCAUCACCUUCGUCGUCAUAAUCGGCAGCAGCUGCUGUUUGUUGACGAAACAUCACCGCCACCACAAAUGAUUUAUAACGCGCACAAAAUGUCGUGCAAGCGAGUCGCUAACGCAAGCCAGAUGAGUAAUUCAUCCAUCAAAUAGACACCGCCAAUCAACUCCAUCAUCAUUUUCAUGAUGAUGAUAAUCCACCCGUCACGUCAUCUUCAGCAGCUGCAGCUUCAGCCACCACCAUCAUCACCACCAUCAUCAUCACCACCACCACCAACACCAUCAUCAUCACCACCAUCAUCAUCAUCACCACCACCACCACCAUCAUCAUCAUCACCACCACCACCAUCACCACCACCACCAUCACCAUCAUCAUCACCACCACCACCAUCAUCAUCACCACCACCACAAUCAUCAUCAUCACCACCACCAUCAUCAUCACCACCACCACCACCACUAUCAUCAUCAUCAUCAUCACCACCACCAUCAUCACCAUCAUCAGCUGUAGCAGAAAUCGCACCAUCAUCACCACCCGUAUUAUUUAUAGCGCCCCUGUCCUACCGCAUAUUUUUCGUUGCCGAUAUCCGUGGCUCGUGACUGCAUUGUAAAUUACGAGAGGGGAUCAAAUUAUUUUUUUGAACACGGGAAUAAUUGUUUGUGUUGUUGUUGUUGUUAGAAAGCCAGCCGUUGUAUUACAAUAUAUUCGCCAUUAUCGCUGCACCACUCUACUGUACUGUAUUUAAAAUCUAACGUUAUAGUUUAUGAUUAUGUAAAUAAAGAUGUGACAUUGUAUGGA
This is a messenger RNA of Lethenteron reissneri (Far Eastern brook lamprey), 4993 nucleotides long. RefSeq names its product atrial natriuretic peptide receptor 3-like. Lineage: Eukaryota; Metazoa; Chordata; Hyperoartia; Petromyzontiformes; Petromyzontidae. The record is from RefSeq and is a predicted model, not a curated record. Gene Ontology annotation, molecular function: natriuretic peptide receptor activity; peptide hormone binding. Gene Ontology annotation, cellular component: membrane. Gene Ontology annotation, biological process: signal transduction.